Lodderomyces oxycetoniae is the source of this 1857-nucleotide messenger RNA. It is a transcript of the gene ZCF17, whose product is annotated as Zcf17p. Lineage: Eukaryota; Fungi; Ascomycota; Pichiomycetes; Serinales; Debaryomycetaceae. The transcript has a single exon. The record is from RefSeq and is a predicted model, not a curated record. The coding region runs from base 1 to 1857 and encodes 618 amino acids.
AUGAUGACGACUACAACAAAGUUGUCUGCAAAUAUAUUGGAAUUCAAAUUUGAGUUGGCCAAUCUUCCAAUUCAGAUACCGAGUAUUCGGUACCCGCCUUUGCAGUAUAAUAACUUGUCAAUGCAAGACUUUACAGGGGAGUUUAAGGUGAUGAAUGAUUUUUUGCAAGGUAGUGAUAUGGAAGAUGAAUCAGAUGAUCAAAAUUCGGGCAAAAAAUCAGUAUUAUUACCUCAAGGAUUCGAAUAUAGAGCAACAUUCAAAUGUCAUCGCCGUAACAUAUUUACAAAAGUCAAUAAGCAGGUUGCGGAAACACAACUAGUUACUGAUUUCAGCCACUAUAUUGUAGCUGGUGAAACUGUUCUUUUGCAUUUUAUGAGUGAUUUGCUUCUCAAGAGGCAUUCCGAUAGUGUCUUGAACGGUGGCUUGCAGUGUUUGGGUGAAGCUCUCAUAUCCAAUCUUUUCUGCCAGCAGUGUCCUUCUCAGCUGUCCUCGUUUCUCAAAUCGCUUGAUAAAAGGGUUUUGGAAAUAUAUGAAAGGAUUCAAAAAGCUGUGAAUGAACGUUUACAGUCGAUUCAACAGGAAAACUACAAACAGCCACUUGAUAAUGCAGCUGAAGAUGUAGAACUGGUGGCUUACACCGGUCAUUUGUUAUCGUUUAGUAUCUUGAUGAUUAAUGGUUGUGGUGUUGAAGCUUACUUCAAUGUACAGAAAAGCAUCAAGCUUGCAUUUGAGCUUCAUGUAAAUCUAAUUGAGAAAACUUUAAUGCGGCCGCAACCGAUCAUUACUUUUCUUCAAAGCAAUCUACACCAUAAUAUUCUCAAUAUCAAUAUUGCAUCGUACUAUCCACAAUUUUUGUUUGAGAUUGAGUCUAAUUUAAGAAGCUUAGAGUUUAUCUUUAAUGCAUCAGCAUCGAUAUCCGAUGUUGGAGAAGUUAAACAAAAGUUUUUGAAUUUGCAAUCACAAUAUCUCAGGUUGAUGAAAUUUCUUAGAGAAAAAGUAUUGACUAUUGUGUUUUCAAUGAGAAACGAACAACUUGUCACGACUUAUCCGCUAAAUGAAAUAUAUAAAGUCUUUAAAGAAUGGCAUAGAUUGUGUCCGUCUUAUGCAAUGGCAUAUAGUCCCAAAAGUCCUAAAAGCAACUCACGCUACUAUGAUGAAUUUGAAUUUCUCGAAAAUUUGUCAACUACCUUGUAUAUAUAUUAUUAUGCCAUUGCUGUGUCGCUAGAUGCAAUAUUCCCAGCAUGUAAAUAUCUAUUCAACUUGGGUUUCAUUUUGCCAACAACCGGGAAAUUGAAAGAAAAGGAUAUCCUUACCGUGUCAAAAUAUAAUCGAUUUUCCAAAACGUAUUUCAAUCAAAGAAUUGAUGGAAUGUUGCAAAGACAUAUAUGUUAUGCAUCUAGAGUAUUUGCAUUUUUCAAAAGGCGGUUUAUUUUUUACAACAACCAUACACUGUGGUCUAAUUAUUAUGAUAAUAUAACUCUGGCUAACAGGUUUGAUACCCGGAAAAUCACAAAUGUGAAAGAAGUCCCAAUACAUAGUUUCAGUACUACUUUAAUACGACCUGAACAUUACCCUACAAGAGAAAGUUUAGCUGAACAGCUGAAACCAUCGUUUAUUAGCUUCAAUCGGGAAGACUAUUUGAUGGCUAAAAAUUCAUAUGGUAGAAAUAUUGAAACUUUAGACAUUUUCAAUGAGUCUGUGUUGCUUCAAUGUGAUUAUGAUUCCAUGUUAUUAUUAAAGGAUUAUCGUCCUUUGGACGAUUGCCUUAGAAAUACCCGGGGUUUGUUGGAGCUUACAGAUAUAAGAGAUUACUAUGAGGAUAAGUACUUGAUUAUGAGUACUUUAACAAAUGUAUAG